This is a messenger RNA of Entamoeba nuttalli P19, 2887 nucleotides long. RefSeq lists its product as hypothetical. Bases 185 to 2887 code for a protein of 900 amino acids. The transcript is spliced from 2 exons. The record is from RefSeq and is a predicted model, not a curated record. NCBI's taxonomy places the organism in Eukaryota, Evosea, Mastigamoebida, Endamoebidae. Gene Ontology annotation, molecular function: protein binding.
AUAGAAAGGGUCACCACAGGAAGAACACUUUCUUGGAGAUUCAUUUAGCGAUGAAGAAGAUGAUAAAGACCAAAAUACAGAAAGUUUGAGUAGUUCUGAAUCAAAAUCAACUACAGGAGAAUAUAGUGAGUCAAGCUAUGACAGUGAAGAAGAUUCUGAAGGGGAUGAUAUUGAUUAUAGAAAAAUGAUUGAAACAAUGAAAAAUCAAUUACAAAGUUAUAAAGAUGCUGUUGAAGAAGAUAGACAAAGAGAUAAAGCUAGAAUAUGUAGACUAGAAAGUGAUUUAGAAGAUGAAAGAGAUAGUAAUGAGUCAUUAAAAAAUAAAAUACAAGAAUGUGUUGGAACAAUAAAACAAUUAAUUGGAGAAUUAAAGAAUUUAAAAAAUGAAAAAGAAGAUUUAAUGACACGAAUUGAUGAGGAAACAAAAAAUCAUAUUCAAACGAUAAAAGAAUUACAAACCAUUAAACAAAAUAUGAAUGAUGAACAAUUAAGUUUAACAGGAAAAAGAGAAUUAGAAGUAUUAUUAAGAGUUACUAUGGAAGGAAUGAAAAUAGAAAAAGUUGAUGCAGUACAAAAUAGAGAUACAGACAGAGAAGACUUAGUAUUACAAAAGAAUAUAUUAGAAAAGAAAGUAAUGGAAAGUACACAAAAUCUUACAUUAGAAAGAGAAAAAAUGUUAAAAGAAAAAGGAGAAAUAGAAAAUAAAUUAAAAGAAGUGACAAAAAAUUAUGAUGAAGUGAAAAAUGAAAGUGAUAAAUUAAAAGAGAAAAUAGUAGUAUUAGAGAAUAUGAAUAAACAAAAUAAAAUGAUUAAUAAUGGAAAUUAUCAAGAAAAUAUGAUGGUUGAUGCAUUAGCAAUUGUUAAUAGAAUUAGUGGUGAAGGACAUUUUAGAGAAGUAUCAAGAGUAAGUAUUCAAGAUUUAAAUAGAUACGUUAAAGAAGAAGUAUAUUUCCCAAGAAUGUUUAUGAAAAUAGAAGAUGAUUGUGUUAGAGUAUUACAAAAUUCAUAUAGAAAAUGGUCAUCAAAUAAUAAAAGUGUUUUAGAAGGAAAUGAAAAGAUUCCAUUAUUAACAUUUAUAAUGCAUUAUGCACAAUCAAAGUUAUAUGGAGAUUAUUUAAAAAAGAAGAAUGAUAAAGUAUUAGAAUAUUUUGAUUUACUUGAAUCAAUUUGUAAUUUUACUAAAAAAUAUUCAUUAGAUCCAAAUGUUAAAAAAGUCUAUGGAGAAAAUAAAUUACAAAGUAAUAUAAAUUUUGUUACAGAACCAUUUACUAAUUCUAAAACUAUUCCUGAUAAAUCAGAAAAAAUUAUUAAAUUAAAUGAGUCAGACCGUCGUUCAUCUGUCUCUUCUCGUGUUCAAUUACAUGAAAAUUUAAAAACUAAAACUCCUACAUUAGCUUUCUUAGAUAAAGGUGGAAGUCGUGCUUCUUUACCUAAUAAAGUUAAACCAAAAAGGUCAGAAACAUUAGUUGCAUUCUUUAAAUCAAGUAAAGAUAACUCUGGUGCUUCUACUCCAACACAAGAACUUAAUAAAACAUCUGUAAAUCCAUCAGAAGAUAAAAUAUCAAGUUUAUCUACUUCAAGAUCAAAAGCACAAAGUAAAAGAGGUACAAUGACACCAAUUGCAUUUGAUGAAUUAGUUGGACAAAUAGAACUUCAUGAAAAAGUAGAAAAAAGUAAAGGUGAUGUAUUAAAAAUGCCAGGAGAAGUAAAUGGAAUGGUUCAAUAUAAAGAUAAGAUAUAUAUUGCAAUGAGUUGUUUUAAUGACUCAUGUAUUGGAUGGUUAAGAUGUAUAGAUGCAAAAGAACCAACAAAAAUACUUUCAACAAAUACAUAUAAUCAAGAAAUAAUUAAAAUGAAAAUUUUUAAUGAAUAUCUUUAUGUGUCAUUGAAAAAUGGUAAAAUAUUAAUAUUUAAUGCAGAUACUUUUAAACCAAUGGUAUUUGAAGAUUCAUUACAUCCAGGAGUUGUAGAUUUCUUUAGUUAUAAAGAUAGUGUUUAUUUAUUAUUAAUAUCUAGUGAAUUUGUUAGAUAUACAAUUAAAGAAGAUAAAAUUACAACUAAAAUACUUAAAUAUAAAGGAAUUCCUGUUGCUGGAAAACAAUUAUUAGUAAAAGAUGAUAUAUUAAUGGUAUGUACAAAUUCUGGAAUAAGUAAAUUUGAUUUAAAAAGUAAAUCAGCAUUAAAAAAAGAAGAGCAAAUUCAAUUAAAAACAAGUCAUAUUUCAGUAAUAGAUAAUACUUUAUGGGCAUUUUAUCCAGAUUUAAAGAAAUUAAAUGUUUAUAAUGAUAAAUUACAAAUAUUAAAAUCAUUUGAUUUUGAUGAUGUUGUAUUUAUUAUUGAAUGUGGUAAUAGUGUUUGGGUUGGACUAAAUACAAAUCAAUUAAAUGUUAUUGAUUCUACCUCUUAUGAAAUUACUCAAACAUUCGAUUUAUCUACUAAUAAAGAUGUUAGUCUAAUUACUGGGUUAUUAGUACAAGUUGGUAAUCCUCCUUCUGCAAUAUUCCAAUUCUGGGCAAGUACUGAUGACUUACAAAUACAUUUCCUUCAAACUACAUAUAAAUCUCAUGCUUUUAUUCCAAGUGUAGAAGAAGCUCCAAAAUGUGUUUUCUGUAAGAAAGCAGUAAAACAAAAAGAUAGCUUCCAAUGUAUUAGAUGUAAAUUAGUCAUCCAUAAAUCUUGUGACCCUUAUAAACAUAAUAUUCAAGCAGUUUGUAGAGGAAAACCUCAAUCACUUUCUUUACAAUUGUCCCAAGGAAUGGAUACUGACUCUGGCGUUAUUAUGGCUGAACCUUCUCCAAGAAGAAAGAACUUACAGAAGCGAUUAAAUAGGUCAUAUACUAUUAAACCUGUGUCUGGUGGUAUUUCAUUCCCUGAUGAUUGGAAAUAA